Molecule: messenger RNA, 816 nt
Organism: Aspergillus novofumigatus IBT 16806
Lineage: Eukaryota; Fungi; Ascomycota; Eurotiomycetes; Eurotiales; Aspergillaceae
Exons: 3
Coding region: 379-816 (145 amino acids)
Source: RefSeq, a predicted model, not a curated record
GGUUAGUGAACUCGUCCAGUUGGGCCCCAGUACGACGUAUCAUGUAUGAGGAUUUCCACCCCUGAAUUACGCACUCCACCGUCCACGAUCUCAGUAUUGACCCACCCAUGCAUUUUGGGAAUGUUGGAACAAUUUAUCUUUUAUUCCUGUCCUUAAACUGAUAUACUACCCUGAGACUCCCAAAGUAUGCAACCUCGCCUCCACUACGGCGACGUCGCAUAGGAGAAAAGCAAAGCCAUCGCCGAUGGAUGGGUUCGCCGGUUUCUUGAGCCCGAUGUACUACAUCCAGUUGGCAAUUUCUUGCUCAGACACCAUCGUCCUGGCGAGGCGGACGAAUUCAGUUUUCUGGGGAAAGGCGCAUACAACAUCUGUUUCCAGAUGAAGUACAAGAAUGCAAACACUGCUGUAAUCCGUUUUCUCCAGCCAGGUGCCACCAUGUUUCCUGAAGAGGAAGUCCGGAAUGAAGUCGCUACCAUGCGAUACAUCUAUGACCAGACUUCGAUCCCCGAGAGUCCUCUGGGACUAGGUCCGUUUAUUAUCUUGGACUAUAUUGACCAUGUUACAAGCAUGUAUGAUGUUCUUAACACGCCUGGGUGCCCAGAGGAAGAUCGUGGAAUCCUUGAUCCCGAUAUGAGUAAGAUGAGAUUAGAGGCUCUUUACGGAGAGGUCGCCAGGUCGCUAGACCAGGUGGACGAUUUCGCUUGGGAGGUGACACGUAGAGCUUUAUCAAUGCCUAUGAAUGCUCUGAUUCAACUGGGAUCCUUACCCCAAGUGAAACUACCGACCACGACAUUUGAUCGCAUCAUCAUACUUUGA